Molecule: messenger RNA, 1591 nt
Organism: Girardinichthys multiradiatus
Lineage: Eukaryota; Metazoa; Chordata; Actinopteri; Cyprinodontiformes; Goodeidae
Gene: hpxb
Product: hemopexin b
Exons: 10
Coding region: 74-1366 (430 amino acids)
Biological process (GO): intracellular iron ion homeostasis; heme transport
Molecular function (GO): heme transmembrane transporter activity
Source: RefSeq, a predicted model, not a curated record
GUACGUCUCAGCUACACUUCACAGCUCUGUUCCAGUGUGAGACGCCACAUUUGAGGACAUCAGCAGAGCAAACAUGGAGCUGGUGGUCACUAAAACUCUGUUUCUGUGCGUGCUGUUUACCGUCUCCACCGCAGCACCACUGCAAGAUGCAGCAGUAGAAGAUGGUGAUACAAGUCCUGCAGUUGUAGACCGUUGUGCUGGUGUAGAGUUCGACGCCAUCACGCCUAAUGAAAAAGGAAAAACUCUCUUCUUUAAAGGUGACCAUCUGUGGAAUGGCUUCACUGGUUCAGCUCAGCUCUCCACUCUGUACUUUAAGGAGCUGAAUGGUCCUGUUAACGCUGCUUUCCGUAUGCACAACACUGAAAACCCAGAUGAUCAUGAUCACAUCUACCUUUUCCAGGAUGAUAAAGUGUACAGUUACUUUAACCAAAAUCUGGAGGAGGGGUAUCCAAAACAAAUUGAAGAGGAUUUUCCUGGAGUGCCCACUCACCUCGAUGCGGCAGUGGAGUGUCCCAAAGGAGAGUGCAUGACUGAUUCAGUUUUGUUUUUUAAAGGACAGGAUGCGCAUGUUUAUGAUAUUACCACAAAAACAGUGAAGACCAAGACAUGGUCCCACCUGCCCUCCUGCACUUCUGCUUUCCGCUGGCUCGAGCACUACUACUGUUUCCACGGACACAACUUUACCCGCUUCAACCCCGUCUCAGGAGAGGUGACUGGAACCUACCCCAAAGAUGCCCGACAUUACUUCAUAAACUGCCCCAACUUUGGUCAUGGAGGUGAUCGUAAACCCCUUAAAUGCAGUGACGUCAAGCUGAAUGCAGCCACCACAGAUGAUGGAGGCAGGACGUAUUUCUUUGCAGGUCCAAUCUACAUGCGAGUGGACAGCCACCGUGAUGGGUUUCAUGCUUUCCCAAUAACAAGGGCAUGGGAGGAAGUGAAUGACGGAGUUGAUGCGGUUUUCUCCUAUGACAACAAGAUCUACUUGAUUAAGGGCGAUCAGGUUUACAUCUAUAAAGCAGAUGCUCACUUCACCUUGAUUGAAGGCUACCCUAAAACCAUCACGGAGGAGCUGGGCAUUGAGGGACCUGUGGAUGCUGCUUUUGUAUGUCCAAAUGAAAACAUAGCUCACAUAAUUCAAGGGAACAGGAUGCGUGACAUUGUCCUCACUGCCACACCCAGGGUUGUUGGUCGAGUUGUGCCAUUGCCGCUGUCUAACAUUGAUGCCAGUCUGUGCGGUGAAGACGGAAUUAAAAUAUUCAGAGGCUCGCAGUUUUAUCGCUAUGAGAGCCCCAUGAUACUGGCGAUGGGCAGGAUCGCUCCUGUGCCUGUGGCCAUCACCUCAGCAAUUAUGCCAUGCGAGGAUUAGGGAAGAACAGUGAAGAAAUAUCUCUGAAAAACAAACUUAAGUAUAAUUAAAAAUGCUAAUAAAUUAUCUGUAAACAAAAAAGUCAGAAUGAAUUUUGAAUUAUCAUCUGUUGAAUGGUGCAAAGAGAGGAAAAUGUAUGGCAUCUUAUUUGGAACUUUGGACAAACCUUGUUUCAUGCAAACGGGUUUGUUUUUUGUUUGGCAAAUAAAAAGCAAAAAAAAAACA